AUGCUUCGGCUACGAGACACUUAGCAUCGAGUGUAGGUAGAUUGUUAACCCAUUUCAGCGCUAUUCAUGACACGUUGUGAUUUUGCCUUGUAUUUCCGGAUCGAUACGACCUUCAAACCUUCAAGAAAAGAGCGCACUCAAUAAUCAAGCUUUCAAUCUCGUACCUCACUUAAGCAACUCAGCAAGCUUCGUUGCUUAAACACGGUACUCGACUGAAAAGCUCUCUAUUAUAUCACGAUUGUAUAAAAUACUAUUUAACGCAUUCACUGCCAUCGACGCAUAUAUGCGUUCACCGUCAUACAAGUUUGUUCCUAGGCCACGCCCCCUGGCAGUAAAUGCGUUAAAAAAAGUUUCACAGAUAAACAAUGAGCCACUUUGAGAGCAUGAGAAAUUAAAAACGUUUAUAAACCACAAGACUAAAGGAUCCCACGGUUUCGCUUCCUUCUCAAGUUUAUGAAGUUUAUAAACGUACGUACGUACGGCAAAAUUAAAUUGAAAUUAAUCUCAUAUCAGUCGAGAUCUGGAUUUCCACAACAUCAGUGCUGUGAAGUAAUAUUUUGGGCGUUAAAGUAAAAUAUCUAAAUUAAAUAAAUAGCUUUUUAAUCCUGCUGAAACUAAACUCGAAAGCGCAGUGGUGUUUUAAAAAUGAAGCGAGAGGUUGUACUAAUGGUGGUAAUUUCUUACGCCGUGGCUGAGCUUAUGCUAAGACCAACCAAGCUUAUCACGGUGGAAAGCCUGCUCGACAUGAAGGCCAGAUUAAAAAAGGCCGGAGACAAGCUAGUGGUGAUCGCGUUCCUCCCGAAAGCUUGGCAACACAGCGAGAAUAGUCAACGGCUUGAGAAGCUGGCACUGCAGUAUGCGAACUUUGUCGUAUUUUUGAGGGUAUAUGAAGACCAUGAUGACAUCUUCAUCGAGUACGACGUGAAGUCUGUGCCAACGUUCAUUUUCGUUAGGAUGUCCGAGCCACUGAGCAGGCGCACACGCUACAUCGAUAAUAUUGUGUGUGUAAUAGAAUCGGUGAAGGCGGAAGGUCAACAAAAUAAAACUGUCAAUACUACACAUCUUUUGGAUCGAGGGGGCCUAUUAUAUGACGUAAAAUGUCAUGACGACAUGAAAUGGUGGCUGACAGAAGCGAGGGACAAGCUAGUGGUGCUCGCGUUCCUGCCAAGCGACACUGCUCACAGCUAUACCAUGAUUCCAGCGGUACAGGAGCUUGCCAAGAAGUAUUCCAAGAUCACCUUGUUCCUUAGGAUCAACGAAGAACAUGACGACUUAUACGAAAAUUUUGGCAUACAGACUGUACCGACUUUUAUCUUCAUGCAAAACAAGAAGAAACUCUUGGUUAGCCCUGGGACCGGCAUUAAACAACUUGCGGCAAUGUUGGAGGCUGUGCUAACUGCUAACGAACAGGCGCCGUUAAGCCACAUAAUUGACAUAACUAGCCCUCAAGAACUGGAGGAGAAGUUGUCAAGCGCCGGUAACAAGUUGGUGAUCCUCGCGUUCAUGACUAAGUGGUGUUCCAAGUGUAGGAAAAUUAUUGCCAAAGUCGAGGACAUGGCGGAUGAGUAUUACGGCUCUGUCGUGUUUCUGAAGAUUGACGACGACAGCGUAACCAACGAGCUCUACGCAAAGUACAAAAUUAAACGUGUGCCGACGUUUGUGUUCAUAAGGAACUCUAAAAAAAUAGACCCAUUCGUCGGCACUACUGACGAUAGAAUCAGGACGCAUGUAGAAUUGCAAGAUUUUAAGAUUUUUCUAAAUUUAUGUUCAUUAACUAAGGAAUAUUUUGGUUUAUGUCUUUUUAAGUAGUCACACUACAAACACACACUCACCUAGUAGAAGUAGAAGAGAAAGUAGAAGUAACUAUCCCUAGAUGUUAGUCCUAAUUAUAAUACCAUUACGUUGUUCGUUAGUUUAAAGGUAAUUAUAAAUUUGCAACACCUUGAUAGGUUGUUUGUAAGAUCUUUGUACCAACAUGAAAACAAUAAAGUUUUUUGUUGUACAACUUGGCCUUCCAAAAAUGUGUCGAGAAAUUUGGACGCAUACUGCCGUGACUUUAGUUGCGGCUGCAUUCGUACUUCACCCUCGGCAGCAGCUACAUAUUUGCGGCCUUUGGGGUUGACACCUGGGGCCGUGGGGGCCUAGCGCGCGUCGCCUUUACGAGGAGUUGUCAAAGCGCCUUGGAGACGUUUUUGGUGACCAGAGGGCUCGCCAGUAUUACGCUCAGCGGAUCAGCAUUGCUAUCCAAGACAAUGCGGCCAGCCUUCUGCGCACCCUACCGAGCAACCAGGAUUUAGGGCAUUUGUUUUAUUUACAAGUUUUAAAUUUAAGUGUUUUUAUUAUGUUUUAUUUACUUGUAUUUCGUUGUACCAAAAAAAUAAGUUAAAUGAAAAAAUACUAGAGGUAAUGCGGUUAGCUGCGAAUGCUAGGUAUAUGAUUAUUAUAAGUUGUAAUGCAUUUAGUUGUAAGUAGGUAUUGUGUAUUAAAGUUUAUAUGAUACAAAAUUGUCUUUUAUUAUUUGGGACAAAAAGGAGUUGAACUAAAUAUCAGAAAUGGGCGACUUUUUCAGAAAUUCAGAGUCCGAAUCUCUAUCGU
Messenger RNA from Cydia pomonella (codling moth), 2595 nucleotides. RefSeq lists its product as uncharacterized. NCBI's taxonomy places the organism in Eukaryota, Metazoa, Arthropoda, Insecta, Lepidoptera, Tortricidae. The transcript has 9 exons. The coding region runs from base 646 to 1809 and encodes 387 amino acids. The record is from RefSeq and is a predicted model, not a curated record.